This is a messenger RNA of Thunnus maccoyii (southern bluefin tuna), 3092 nucleotides long. It is a transcript of the gene arrdc1a, whose product is annotated as arrestin domain containing 1a. Gene Ontology annotation, biological process: protein transport. Gene Ontology annotation, molecular function: ubiquitin-like ligase-substrate adaptor activity; ubiquitin protein ligase binding. The record is from RefSeq and is a predicted model, not a curated record. The transcript has 8 exons. NCBI's taxonomy places the organism in Eukaryota, Metazoa, Chordata, Actinopteri, Scombriformes, Scombridae. Gene Ontology annotation, cellular component: cytoplasm. Bases 804 to 2171 code for a protein of 455 amino acids.
AUAGCAUUCAUCAAACCAGAAUUAAAUGUAAUGUCAAAUAAAAAGGUUAGUGAUAAUCUGGCAGUAUAUAUACAGUAUAAAGGGGAACUAUUGCUAUACUCAAUAGAGGAAGUCAAACCAAUCAAAGUUUCGAUUGGUUCUGACUCCAGUAGUGCACUAACAAGUAUUAAAUACAUGCAGCCAGAUACAAGGCAAGAUAUACUACUUAACAUAGCUCAAAUAAUAUCCAGAAUUAAGAGGGCAGGAAUAGAAAUUGAAUUCAUGUGGAUUCCUGCACAUAUUGGUGCAGAUGGAAAUGAGCUGGGAGAUAAAUAUACAAAAGGACCAACAAGAAAAAGAGAAAUAAAUAUGGUCAUGAAAAUAUAGCAAGGCUGAGGUUAAAGGUAUAAUCAAGAAAAGUAAAAGUCAGAAAUGAAAAAGGAAUGACAGGAAGAGUGGAACAGAGGAAAUAAGAGCUGAUACUACAACAGCAUUCAAAGAAAAGUAGAGGAAAUGAGAGGAAGCAAUAGAAAUAGAAAGGAGGAGGACAUUAUAUCUGGUCUGAACACUACACUAAAUAUCAUGAAGAAGCAUGCUGCAGGACAGGCUGCAAGGCUAUUUUAACAGAGGACUUAAUAGAGAAUUGAAUUUACUGUAAUAAUGUAGUAACCGUUCUGAGCCACACUCCAAUCCAGAAGAGGGCGGUAAUGCACCUAAAAGCUGUUUGCCAACAGCCAUUAAACAGUUAAAGCAGAAGAAGAAGAAGAAAAAAAGAAGAAGGUGUGCACAGGUGAGCUGCAGACUCACCGUGGAUCGGGACAAACAUGGGGAAAAUUCAGGAGUUUGAGAUCGCGUUUGACAAAAAUAAAGUUGUGUACAGUCCAGGAGAGUCUAUCACCGGAACCGUGACCGUCAAACUGGGCCAGCAGCUGCAGUGUAAAGCCAUCAAGGUGAACUGCAACGGUUUCUGCGGCAUUACCAGUAAAGUAAACGACACAGCAUGGACGUUGGAGGAACAGUACUUCAACACCACCGUCUCUAUCGCAGACAAAGGAACCCUGAAACAAGGAGAACACACGUUUCCCUUCAAGUUUCUCAUUCCAGCCUCCGCUCCAACAUCUUUUGAAGGCAACUAUGGUAAGAUCGUGUACAGAGUGCGGGCUUUUAUCGACACACCGCGGUUCGCCAAAGACUACAACAUAGAGAAAGCUUUCUUCCUGCUAAGCCUCCUCAACCUCAACCAAGUGCCAGACAUAUGGGGAACCUGUUCCUCUGCUGUGACCCAGCAGUUCACCUACAUGCUGGUGAAAACAGGCACCGUGGUGCUGAAGGCUCAGACCGACAUGAGAGGUUACACACCAAGCCAGAUCAUCCAGGUGACAGCCAACAUCCACAACCAGUCCGGCAAGAACACAGGCAACAUAACGGCCAGUCUGAUGCAGAGAGUGACCUACGAGAUGAAAAAGCCCGUCCAUGAUUUGAGGACGAUAGCGGAGGUGGAGGGCGGUACGGUGAAGGCCGGCAAGGAGGUGGAGUGGAAGGAGCAGAUCAUCGUUCCUCCUCUUCCUCAGUCCUCCCUCGCUGGAUGUGAACUUAUAAAGAUCGAAUAUUAUGUUAAAGUCAGUCUAAAGUUUCCAGACGUCAUGUUGACGUUACCCAUCCACAUCGGGAACAUCUCACUGGACAAAAAACUUCACCCUUCAAAGAAAGCAGCUCCUCCUUCCUCCGCCCCUGCUGAAGACACACCGACCCCCGCCCCCAUCCCUGACACCUCCACCUCUGCCACCACCCCCACCUUACCCCCUCGCCCCGCCCCAAAACCCGCUCCCCGUCCAGCCCCCCGCUCCAGAAUGUCCUCCCAUUAUUCCCCCAGCGCUCCUCCAGCCGAGUACCACCAGGGAGCCGAGGGCGGGAUGCCGAUGAGCGACGGGAUCCCCAAUAAGCGCCAAUCUCAGCUCGUGUCACCAAACGCCUUCAGCUACGCUCCCGGCCUCUUCUUCCCCCAGAACCAGCAGCCCGGCACAGAACCCAGCGGAGCUCCGUUCAGCGGCUCCACACAGGCCACAGCACCGUACCCUCCUGUGAACAACGCCAGCCCGAUGCCGACCCCGCUCAUCCUGCCUCCAGACUACGGCACCUCUGCAUAUCCACAAGAGGCUCCUCCCUCCUAUGAUGAGAGCUGCAACACAUGAAGUGGAUGAAGAACCGCACGAUCAGGAUGAUGAUCGGUUCACUCUGAUAUCAAACAAAAUGUUGAACUAAAACUGCCGUUCAUGCACCACGUCGAUGUGUUUUUAAAAGAGUUCUGCCAUUUUAAAAAGUUAGUCAGGGACUUGGACAAAAUGAUUGCAAGCAGAAGCUAAACAUGAUUUUAUUUUGACAGAGAAUCAGCAUUUUAAUUGAAAUGAGAGUGAAUUGACCUGGAACUCUUGUGCCCAGUGAUCAAGUACCUUCACUAAUCACUCAACGGGGUUAUUCUGUCCUCCGAGAGCCAGCCGCAGCCAAUCAACACUAACGUUUUUAGAUCCAUUUUUGAUAUACUGUCAGCACUUUGAAUGAAAGGAAAGAGAAAGACAAUAACCAGAGUUUUUUUUACGUACAGUAACAGGAGUCAAGUUUUUAGUUGUGGGUUGUUUAGGAGUCCUUUAGAUGGCAUCUGUGAUGUCAAGUGUGAACGUUUUAUCUCGUCCCUGUUUAGUUUCAUAUCCAGAUUUUUUUUUCCAAACUCAAAUAAAAAAUCAAACUGUGAUUUUUUUUUUUUUUUUUUUUUCCAUUAUUGGAAACAGGUGAAAUCGUCCGUUUUGAGUUUGAAUAUUAGACGAGAUUGUUUGUGGAGAAGAAUCUCUUGUAUUUGCAUUUUUAUAAUGACUUUCUUGUUCUGCAUCGUAACGAUUGUAUCGGAAUAUUCUUCUUCACCUGCUGAAUAGAUGUAAAAUAAUGAAACAUUUACAGUGAUUUGAAGUUUAUUUGGUGUAGUUCACAUCAUGUUAAUCAGCCUUUUAUUAAAUAGUUUUGAUCCAGGUUGUCCAGUGCAGAAAGACAACAUUGUAUUUAUUUAUUGUUUUGAAUGUUUUCCAACUGCUGUCUGGAUUCCAAUAAAUCAGUUAAAGGAA